AUGGUGUCGGUGCAAACUAUCGCGACGAUCGUCGUGAAGACAUUCAAAAUUGUAUUGAACAUAGUAAUUCUGGUUCUUUACCGAACUGGUUACAAUGGAGAGUUCUUGGGAGUGGGAGGUACGUGGAACCUCAAUGAAGAGAAGAAUCCCGAUGCUGAGAUCGUGGCCUCUGGAGUCAUCGUGGGUUACCUCAUAUACACACUUGUGCAAAUGGUCACAUAUCUUUUUGGUACCACUGAGCAUAAGAGGGCAUUGUCAGAGAUAGUGAUGAACUUCGUGGGUGUGUUUAUGUGGAUCGCCGUGGGUGCCGUGGCCCUGCACUACUGGGGAGGUUACCAGGGAGAGCACCAGUACCAGUUCGUGUUUGCUGAGAAACAGGUGGGUAUUGCCGUCGGUGCCCUCUGCGUGAUCAACGGAGCAGUGUACCUCUUAGACACAGCACUCUCCGUCAUACACUUCACCAAGGAGAUGUAA
This is a messenger RNA of Spodoptera littoralis (African cotton leafworm), 474 nucleotides long. NCBI's taxonomy places the organism in Eukaryota, Metazoa, Arthropoda, Insecta, Lepidoptera, Noctuidae. The record is from the annotation of a GenBank genome assembly.